AUGACAGAGUACCGUCACGUUUACUCAGAUCGUGGACGUCUGCGCUACAUCCCCGAACAUCUGCCAGAACCCUCGCGACUUCGACGCGGUCUCUUCCAGGGACGUCCUCGCCGACCGCACCGCAUCCACAUCGCACACGUCGCACCCGACCCAACUCUCCACCGCCGCCAGAAGCGGGAGACGACUAGCCAGUCGUAUUUUACAGAAAAGCUGGCGGGCCCCCGCGAGAACGCCAAACGCUACUUGCGCAACCUGCUCGAUAAGCAGUUCGCCACACCUUCUGAUCCUGCAGACAUUGUUCUGCCCCGGUCGUCUACCAAUAGCAACCGCACCUCCAUUGCCUCCAUCCCCGAGAGCAGGCUCUCCGCCGCCCCUAGCGACAUGCGUUCGACACCCAGAGCCUCCGGUGCUGUAGGUUCGUUUGGGCACAUGUCUGCGUCGCAAGCUCACAUCGACAUGUCUCGGCCCUCGUUGUCAGAGUCGCAACUCUCGUCUGGACGGUCCUCGGCCAAGAACGCCAUCAGCAGUGUGCGCGCAAUGCCAGAAGAGAAGCCGGUAGCAUCAGGAGGCGGUGUAAGCGUCAACAUAUCGCUCACGGAGCCUGUGCUGUUCCUCCAGGGUUUCGAACAGAGCGAGCACGCUGAGCGAAGCACUGCUAUGCUCCGCGGAUCUUUGAUUCUGAAAGUCACAAAGCCUACCAAGCUCAAGGCCAUAACGCUGAAAUUCAGAGGAAAAGCCGUGACCAAGUGGCCUGAGGGUAUCCCUCCCAAGAAGGUCGACUUUGAAGAAGUUGACAUCCUCAUGAACCACACGUGGCCAUUCUUCAACGCUCAGUUCCCCACUGCGGAGAAUGGUACUGGCGCAGAUCGUGUGGAGCUUUACAAGAGCAGUGGAGGCCUUGGCUCCUCCCCGAACACAUCAUCGACAAACCUCACGUCAAAAGAAGCAAAGAGAUUAUCUCUUCAGGUGAACCACUCGCGCAGCUUUGGAAAGGGCGAAUCCCCGUCAGGCGGGCCUUCGGUAGCACAGAAAGGUUACAGAACCUUCAACGCUGGCGAGUACAUGUACAACUUCGAGCUCCCCCUAGACAGCCACCUACCGGAAACCAUCGAUGUCGACCUUGGCUCCGUCAAGUACGAAAUGGAGGCUACUGUUGAGCGAGCUGGAGCGUUCCGCACGAACCUUCUUGGCACCAAAGAGGUCACUCUUGUUCGCACGCCUGCAGAAGGCUCGCUUGAACAAGUUGAGCCCAUCGCUAUCAGUCGCAGCUGGGAAGACCAAUUACAUUAUGACAUUGUCAUCUCUGGAAAAUCCUUCCCACUGGGCGCUCAGGUCCCCAUUGCGUUCAAGCUUACACCGCUGGCCAAGGUGCAAUGCCACCGAAUCAAGGUCUUUGUCACAGAAAAUGUCGAGUACUUUUGCAACCAAAAGCGUGUUCACCGCAUGGAGCCUGUACGGAAAGUGCAGCUUUUUGAGAAGCGCGCCGAUGGGCCACCCACUAGCACCUUUCCCGGUAGCACGAUGAGGAUAGUAUCAGGAGGUGGUGUUCCAUACGAUCAAAGAGCUGCGGCUGCACGAGGCGAAGACGUGCAAGUACAAGAUCCGGGGAACUUGCUUGGUGACCUCAACGGGGAAGGUAACAUUGGACCCACCGAGAUGGAGUUCAACGUACAACUGCCAAGCUGUCACAACCUGCGGGACAAGGACAAGCAUUCGCGGCUACAUUACGAUACUACGUACCAGAACAUCCAGGUACACCACUGGAUAAAGCUGGUCAUGCGCCUCUCGAAACCCGACAAGACGGAUCCAACAAAGAGACGGCACUUCGAGAUCUCCAUCGACUCGCCAUUCCACAUCCUCUCCUGUCAGGCUACACAGGCAAACACGGCGCUACCAGCCUACUCAUCACCUGAGCCUUACGUUGGUGACUCGCGGGUACCCGAGUGCGGCUGCCCAAAUGCACCUAUCCGCCGCACGUCUCCGACCGGUCGGGUUCCAACACUAAGCUCCAUGGGUCGUUCAAGAGGCAACUCGGAUGCACCCAUUCCGACACCGAUGCCGACACUCGCACGACCACAAGCAGCACACAUCGGCGGUCCAGCCGACAACGCUGUCCAACGGCCCAUCCACCUCCUCCGUGUGCCAUCUUUCGCACCACCAGAGUUCUCGGAAGACGAGCCACCGCCACCUCUCCAAACUCCUCCGCCUCAAUACGAAUCUAUCGCGUCGCCCACAAGUGGCCUCGCAGACUAUUUUGCUCGAUUGUCCGACGCAUACGAUGACGAUAGCGAGGGCGAGCGCGCAGACCACCGCCGUGUUGAGAUUCCCUUAACGCCUGGUGGGCGCACUGCUCGGAGCAUGGACGAGAGGAGAAUGUGGCUUCCGGUCGGGCAUUGA
Messenger RNA from Ascochyta rabiei, 2397 nucleotides. RefSeq lists its product as uncharacterized. The record is from RefSeq and is a predicted model, not a curated record. Gene Ontology annotation, cellular component: cytosol; cytoplasm. Bases 1 to 2397 code for a protein of 798 amino acids. Gene Ontology annotation, molecular function: protein-macromolecule adaptor activity; ubiquitin protein ligase binding. Lineage: Eukaryota; Fungi; Ascomycota; Dothideomycetes; Pleosporales; Didymellaceae. Gene Ontology annotation, biological process: ubiquitin-dependent endocytosis. The transcript has a single exon.